AUGAUUACGGUAUUGGAAGCUAAUAAAUUAGUGACACAAGUAGAAGAACUUGAUGACAUUAAUGUCCCCAACGAACCAUCAACGUUUACAUGUUCUACAUCUAGAUCUAUGACAGUGGCUCAGUAUUCUGAUGAACACAAUAUUGUACAGAUACAAGGACCACCACCAAAGAGACAGAAACAAUUGACACUAAUGAAUAGGUUUAGUUUACCACCUGAAAGUAAAGUGGACCAAUUCAAUAAAGCUGUUAUUGAAAUGAUUGCAGAAGAUAUGCAACCAUUAUCAAUCGUAGAGAACAGGGGAUUCAGAAAACUUAUUAACCUACUUGAUUCACGUUAUAAGUUGCCUAGCUGCAAACUUAUUGGAACUACGCUUAUACCAAAUUUGUAUGAAUCAACUCGAAAGAUAAUUGAAACUAUUUUGUCUCAUACAAAAUAUGUAUCACUUACAUCAGAUAUUUGGACUUCAUUACAAAAACUAGAAUCUAGUCAUACAGCACAGUACUUAUCUGAAGUACUAAAAGAUAUUAUUAAAGAGUGGAAAAUAGAAACCAAAGUUGCAGCAAUUGUGACAGACUCUGUUGAAAAUAUUAAGGCAGCAAUAAAAUUACUAAAAAUUGAACAUAUUCCAUGUGCGGCUCAUAAAUUGAACAAUGCUGUAAAAAAUUCUUUAAAAAGUGAAUUUGAGGAAAAUGACAUUGAUACUAACCAAACUGAGGAAAUAGAAAUGAUGAAGCUGGUCAAAAUAUGUCAUUCUAUUAUUGGGCAUUUUAAACACAGCAACCCAACGAGAAUUCUUCAUGAGAAACAAAAACAACUAAAUUCUCCUGUUUUAAAACUUAAGCAAGACAUAGCAAUUCGUUGGAUUAGUACACUUAUCAUGAUGAAAUGUUUGCUAAUAGUUAAAGAACCACUGAUGCUAGUUUCAAUGGGCUUACCACAAUGUCCAGACAUGCCAUCAAAUGAACAGUGGCAAAUCAUUAAUGAUUUUGUUAUACUUUUGAAACCUUUUGAAAGCUUAACAAUACAACUAUCAUCAAAACAACGACCAACCUUGUCAAAAAUUAUUCCAUAA
Messenger RNA from Metopolophium dirhodum (rose-grain aphid), 1074 nucleotides. RefSeq names its product E3 SUMO-protein ligase ZBED1-like. The transcript is spliced from 5 exons. The record is from RefSeq and is a predicted model, not a curated record. Lineage: Eukaryota; Metazoa; Arthropoda; Insecta; Hemiptera; Aphididae. The coding region runs from base 1 to 1074 and encodes 357 amino acids.